Messenger RNA from Pimephales promelas (fathead minnow), 2079 nucleotides. NCBI's taxonomy places the organism in Eukaryota, Metazoa, Chordata, Actinopteri, Cypriniformes, Leuciscidae. The record is from RefSeq and is a predicted model, not a curated record.
GACAAUGGCACAAAGUUUGAAUGUGGUCCUACUGGGUAGAACCAGAGCUGGUAAAAGUGCAGCCGGAAACACAAUCCUGGGACGAGAAGCUUUCAAAUCAAAGAAAAUCUCUAAAUCAUUCACUCGAGAUGUUGCUGUUGAAUCUGGAGCUGUUGAUCACUUUCCAGUCACUGUUUAUGACACACCAGGAUUUUUUAAUACAGAGCUGAGUGAUGAAGAGAUUCAGCAGAUGAUAAAUGAAAAGGUUCUUCAGAGAUGUGAAUCAGGUCUCUGUGUGUUUCUGCUGGUCAUCAAAGCUGACAGAUUCAGUGAAGAAGAGAGAAAAACUGUGGAGAAGAUUGAGGAGCUGUUAGGAGAAGAGCGCUUGAAGAAAACCUGGAUUCUCUUUACUGGAGGAGACGAACUGGAGGAGGAAAACACAACUAUAAAAGAGUUCAUCGAUGACACUGAAGCACUGAAGAAACUCGUUCAGAAAUAUGAUCAGAGACAUCAUGUGUUCAACAACAAGAGGAGAAACACUGAACAGUUUCAAAUGUUGCUUAUGAAAAUACUUAAGCCAUACAUUGACAUACCGGAAGGUGCAGGGAACCUGAAGCCGAAUCCACUGACGAGAAAAAUACCAGACAACAUUGAACCAGACGCUCCGGUCUCCAGUCCCUCAUCCAGACGGAUUGUUCUUCUGGGUAAAAGUGGAGUUGGGAAGAGUGCAGCUGGAAACACAAUACUGGGACAGAGAGAGUUUAUAUCUGUGAUGAGAAUGAAUUCAGUAACCAGUGAAUCCUCAGCUGCUCACGCCACUGUUUCAGGCAGAUCUGUGACUGUAGUUGAUACUCCUGGAUUAUUUGACACAGAGAUGAAAACUGAAGAGUUAGUGACAGAGAUAGCGAGAAGUGUUUAUAUAUCCAGUCCUGGACCGCACGCUUUUAUCAUCGUGUUUCCUGUGAAUAUGAGAUUCACUGAUCAGGAGCAGCAGAUUCCUCAGCAGAUUGAGAUGUUGUUUGGAGAAGAAGUGUUAAAAUACUCCAUCAUUCUCUUCACUCAUGGAGAUCUGCUAGAAGGAAAGUCUGUAGAGGAACUCAUUCAGGAGAGUAGUAGAUUAAGAGAUCUAGUUGGUCAGUGUGGAGGCAGAUUUCACGUCUUCAACAAUAGAGAUGUGAAUAACAGAGAUCAGGUGAAUGAUCUACUGAAGAAGAUUGACACAAUGAUAGAGCAGAAUGGAGGAGGACACUACAGUAAUCAGAUGUAUGAAGAUGCUCAGAGAUUCAGACGAGAGGAAGAAGAGCAGAGACUGAGAGAGGAAGAGGAGAGAAAACAACAAGAGGAGAAACAAAGACAAGAUGAAGAAAAGAGGAGACAAGAUGAUUUUGAGAGAAAGAUAAAGGAGACAGUGGGGAGAUUCAGAGUAGAGAUGGAAGCUCAACUGAAGACUGAACAAGAGGGACUUGUAGUAAGGAGACAGAGAGAAGAUGAGGAGAGAAAACAACAAGAGAAACAAAGACGUGAUAAGACUGAGGGAUUGAUACAGAAGAAAGAGGAUGGAAUUAGAGCAAGCUCAGAAAAUGGAUUUGAUAAAUUUCUAUCCAAUUACUGGUGCUGUAUUUUAACUGGUGCAGCUAUAGGGGGACUGGUAGUUGCUGGAGUAGGUGCUGUAGUAGUUGCUGGAGUAGGUGCUGUAGUAGGUCCUGGAGUAGGUGCUGUAGUAGGUGCUGUAGUAGGUGGCAGAGUUUGUUACUUUUACAAAGCGAAGAGAAAACUAAGACAAGAUGCGACUGAGAGAAUGAUAAAGGAGAAUGGAGACCGCAUCAGAGCAGAGAACGAAGAUCAACUGAAGUCUGAACAAGAAAGAAUAGUAGUAAUGAGACAGAGGGAGGACGAGGAAAGAAAACAACAAGAGAAGCAAAGACGAGAUAAGAUUGAGAGACUGAUAAAGGAGACAGAGGAGAGAAUGAGAGCAAAGUGUCUUACAUUUAAAUAGCAAUGUAUAGAAUAAUGUAAAAAAUAAUCAUAUGUAUACAAAAUCUAGAAUGAUUUGUAAAGAAGGCAACCAAAUGAGACUUCCGUGUGACCAAUCAUGAUAAA